Colletotrichum chrysophilum is the source of this 939-nucleotide messenger RNA. RefSeq lists its product as uncharacterized. NCBI's taxonomy places the organism in Eukaryota, Fungi, Ascomycota, Sordariomycetes, Glomerellales, Glomerellaceae. The transcript is spliced from 3 exons. The coding region runs from base 1 to 939 and encodes 312 amino acids. The record is from RefSeq and is a predicted model, not a curated record.
AUGAUGAGAAUUGCAAUCGCAGGAGGCGGUGGUUUCGCUGCUAUCCUCGCUCACAACAUCGCUCUGACAGCAAACGCGCUGGUCGUUCUCUCGAGAGAGCCAAAACCAGAGUUUGAACAACGCUACGAGUGUCAAGUGGCCGUCGUUGACUAUGACGAUGAAGAGAACUUGAGAUUCGCCCUCAUGGGAAUCGACCUCGUCAUAUCCACCAUCCGCGGACAGGAGCAGAUCAACCUCAUCAAGGCUGCCCGUCAUUCCCGUGUCCGGCUAUUUGUCCCCGCCGAAUUCGAAGGCUGCAUUUCUCACCGACCGUCAACAUCUGACCAUCCGCUAGACUAUGGCUCCAGCGAAGCUCUUGAGCUUCUGAAACACUAUGCCAACUCCAAGUCUCGCAAGAUGGAUUACACCGUAUUCUCUUGCGGAAUUCUAUACGAGCGCUUUGCUCCAGGCGGUCUAGCAGAGUACGGAAUGGGAGCUCACCAGCAUAUACAGGGUCAGGGCAGCUACCUUGUCGACGUCGGCAACGCAACCGCCGACAUAAUCGAGACAAACGGCUCAGGAAGGCCAGUUCAGGUAUCCAUGACCUCAGUCGCUGACGUUGCUCGGUUCGUUGCUGCUGCAAUCGAGCUGGGUCCAGGCACCUGGCCGAGGGAAUUCAGGAUGCGUGGAGACAGGAUGUCUGUUCGGGACAUCUUUGCUAAAUGCAGCAAUGUCCGCGGAGUUGCCUUCUCUCUUAGGACCCGCCGAUACUCCAAACUGCAGAGUGACCUCUCUAGUUACGAACAAAGGCAAAAUUGGGACCAGUGGUGGAACAUCCAGAGACUCAUCGCCACCGCUGAUGGUCGGUACGAUUUCCGCCAAACAAAUCUCAACGAGGCUGUCGAUAUUGAGCCCGUCAGCUUCAGAGUUUGGCUGGAGUCGCAAUGGGGUUCUGGUUGA